Meriones unguiculatus (Mongolian gerbil) is the source of this 4056-nucleotide messenger RNA. RefSeq names its product corticotropin releasing hormone receptor 1 (gene Crhr1). The record is from RefSeq and is a predicted model, not a curated record. NCBI's taxonomy places the organism in Eukaryota, Metazoa, Chordata, Mammalia, Rodentia, Muridae. The transcript is spliced from 10 exons. The coding region runs from base 2313 to 3035 and encodes 240 amino acids. Gene Ontology annotation, molecular function: G protein-coupled peptide receptor activity; corticotropin-releasing hormone receptor activity; corticotrophin-releasing factor receptor activity. Gene Ontology annotation, biological process: cell surface receptor signaling pathway; adenylate cyclase-activating G protein-coupled receptor signaling pathway. Gene Ontology annotation, cellular component: plasma membrane; neuron projection.
GUCCGUCUCCAGCACCCCACUGGGCCACCCUCCCCAGGGAGCCUAUGGGUCUCGGGUCUCCAGACUGGACAGGGAAAGGAAGGGUGCUGGUCAAGCUUCCCCAAGCUUGGUUUUGACUUCUCGUGCUUUGGGCAAAUCCAGAGGUUUCUGCAGUUCCUGGUGGCUUGUGUCCAGGAAGUCUGAAUGUGUGAGGGUGUCCCUGGCAUCUUUUGCAGGGAGUCUGGAGAGGUCACCGGCUGUCUCUUGGGACACUACUGGCUGGUCUCUCCAGGAGUCACUGACAACCUCUUGGGGUGUUACCAGCUUUCUCAGCGUGACUUGCUGUUCCGCCUGGGUGUCUCUGCGUGCAUUUGUCUCUCGAGUGUUAGCAACUGUUUUGACCUGGCUUUGUUCCUGUACUUGAGGUUGAGUCUUUUAAUGUUUGAGACGAGGUCCCAUGUGGUCCGAGCUGACCUCAAAACUUCAGGUCUUUCUGAGGGGCUGGGGAGACAGCUCAGCAGUCAAAAGCACAUGCUGUUUGCACACACCCAGACUUCCUUCCAGGCACACACGUGGUGAUUCUCGACCAUCUGUAACUUCAGUUCCAGGUGAGUCACCGCCCUCCUCUGACCUCUGCAGGCAUCAGGCACAUACUCAGGGUGCAAAUGGCGUGCAUGCAAGCAAAACACUCAUGCACAUGAAGAUAAAAUAAAUAGAUCUAAGCAUUUAAAAAAAAAAAACAAAAAACAAAAAACUCCAAAGCCCAAUCCUUCUAAACCUGCCUCCCGAGAUCUGGGCUUACAGGCAUAUGCCAUCACUUCCCACAUUAUGGAGCACUGAGGAUCGAACCCAAAGCUUCAUGCAACUAGGCGAGCACUCUAUCAACUGAGCCACAUCCACAUCCUCAUGGGUCAUUUAUAAUAAAUAGAAAUGUAUUGGCUUUUGGUUCUGGAAAACUGAGACAUCCAAGGUUGAGGGGCUAGCAUCUCAUGACAGAAAGCAAAGAAAGGGUUAGAGAAAGAGGAUGGGACACACCUCAUUUUUACAGGGAACCAAGAUCCUGCAGUGAGGCUUCCACAGCUCUGUGCUGGGUACCAUGUUUCCAGCACUUAAACUUUCGGGAACGCAUUCGAGUCACAGCAGUUGCCGUGUCUCGGGGUACCUCUGGCACUCUCUCUGUGACAUUGCCGUCCCUGCAGCUGUCUUGGAGCUCUGGCCCUUGGAUUGCAUCAGGCUCAUGAGGCCAGUAGAACCAAGAGCAUGACCCAGCUGGAUCUCUGCCCCCGUGGCUUUGGGCUCUCUGUUUUUCCAUUCCAGCCUUCGUGAAGAAAAACACUAGUGAGCCACACUCUCCCAGAAGAGGAAGCAUCCCCAGAGAGCACUUGUCCCCCUCAUAAUACCCUGUGUGUGGAAGGAGAAGAGGAUCCUAAAAGCCAGCUGGUCCAGGCUCUGAUUGCUAACUGUACAGCAUGGAGCAUGGAUCAAUUGUGCAGCCUUUCUAACCAAAAAAAAAAAAAAAAAAAAAAAAAAAAAAAAAAAAAAAACAGGCAGCAGGGGCCAGCCUCAGUGAUUUCACUGAGGAUUGUGAUGUGGGACCCAGCUUGCAGUAGGUCCUCUCAAAACUACCCAGCUGCAACCUGAGAGCAAGCGGAGUGGCCAGCAAGCCCCUCCUCCCGGUUCCCUCCUAGGGUCGAAGAGAAAGCUAGGGCAUGGCAGCCGCUCAGCUCCACAGAUGCUGUUAUUACCCAGGGGCUUCUCCGCAUGGAAGUGUGGAAAAUUUAAUAAAAGGAAAUCAAGUGUUGAUUCCACACAGAGUUUGCGUCGUGCAUGCCUGUCUGGAGCCUCUCGUAGGAUCCUGGCAUCUGCUGCAGACCCUUAGAGACCCUCAGCGAUUGCAGGGCAGAAUGGACCCUCCCUCUUGCCUCCCUGCCCAGCCUCUACUCACCAUCCUGGGGUCCCAGGGAGCCAGAGGCAUGAGCUGCUCAUGUGAUGUCCUGCCUUCUUGGAGCCUAGGAAAGGGUGAAUGGGAGUUUUGCGUUGAGGAUCCUCUGAGAGUGAGCACAGGACACUGGCCGGUCCCCUGUGGAGUCAGGACCCGUUUGUAGCAUCAGUGCCUUGCCCAGCUUCACCUGUAGAAGAAGAGCAAAGUGCACUACCACAUCGCCGUCAUCAUCAAUUACCUGGGCCACUGCAUCUCCCUGGUGGCCCUCCUGGUGGCCUUUGUCCUCUUUUUGCGGCUCAGGAGCAUCCGGUGCCUGAGGAACAUCAUUCACUGGAACCUCAUCUCGGCCUUCAUCCUGCGCAACGCCACGUGGUUCGUGGUCCAGCUCACCAUGAGCCCCGAAGUCCACCAGAGCAAUGUGGGCUGGUGCAGGCUGGUGACAGCUGCCUACAACUACUUCCACGUCACCAACUUCUUCUGGAUGUUUGGCGAGGGCUGCUACCUGCACACGGCCAUCGUGCUCACGUACUCCACCGACCGUCUACGCAAGUGGAUGUUCAUUGGCAUCGGCUGGGGUGUACCUUUCCCCAUCAUCGUGGCAUGGGCCAUCGGGAAGCUGUACUACGACAAUGAAAAGUGCUGGUUUGGCAAACGCCCUGGUGUGUACACUGAUUACAUCUACCAGGGCCCUAUGAUCCUGGUCCUCCUGAUCAACUUUAUCUUUCUCUUCAACAUUGUCCGCAUCCUCAUGACCAAACUCCGGGCAUCCACCACGUCUGAGACUAUUCAAUACAGGAAGGCCGUGAAGGCCACUCUGGUGUUGCUGCCCCUCCUGGGCAUCACCUACAUGUUGUUCUUUGUCAACCCUGGAGAGGACGAGGUUUCCAGGAUUGUCUUCAUCUACUUCAACUCUUUCCUGGAGUCCUUUCAGGGCUUCUUUGUGUCUGUGUUCUACUGUUUUCUGAACAGUGAGGUCCGCUCUGCCAUCCGGAAGCGGUGGCAUCGGUGGCAGGACAACCACUCCAUCAGAGCCCGAGUGGCCCGCGCCAUGUCCAUCCCCACCUCUCCCAGCAGAGUCAGCUUUCACAGCAUCAAGCAAUCCACGGCACUGUGAGCCGAAGGCCACGGAGCAGCCCCCAAGACCUGCGGCUCCAGAAAGGAUGCAAGCUCGCUGGUGGGGACCCCAUCUGCAGAGGCAGCCGGCCCUUCCCGUUCCUAUCCCUGGGCUGCAGACCUAAGAGCCUGCCCAGCCCUAGACUACAGCUCAUAGCACUGAGCUCCGCCCACAGCAUCUGGCUCCCUGCUGCCCAUUCUCCCAAGAGAGUUGGAGUGGAGAUUGGGGGCUAGGAACCUUGUGACAGAUUAAUGGGCCCCUGUGAGAGCUGUCUUGUCCCAGAGCAGCUCACUGAAGGCCUGUAGUCUUCAGUAACUGUAGGGAGGCCACUUGCUACCCCGGGGCAUCAUGGGAAACUCUCUUCUGUGGUUGGGAAGACUCUGAGUCUUAGCGAUUCCUUGGGAGGCUACUGAGAACCAACGCUACAUGGUCCAGUCAGGAGACCUGGAGAUAGCGUUAGAAAUCUAGUGACAUCAUCAGACAGCACUCCUCCUCCCUCGAAGCCACUCCUGAGCCAGCACAAUGUCAUCAGCACCGUGGCACUGCCUCUGGGAAGCCCUGCCUUGCUGCCUUGCACCCUUAGACUUUUACCGUUCUGCAGGCCAAUCCAGCUUUCUGUCACGUAUCCACUGACAGCGACAGUCCCCUUGCUCUGAAACCCUACCAACCUUCUUGCCUCUGGAUGUCUUAUCUGUGGGAAGAUGGAGGCUGGGUAGAAGAGCGAGUUGCCUAUGAGGGGGAACCGGAGUGGGCCCAGCCUUUGAGGAAGGAGUGGCCCCUGGGUGCCCAGGCCACUGACUUCAGUGGCUGGCCUCUGGAACAUACUCAUAAGCUGAGUGAAGGGGGAAGGGGCCCCUCUGCUCAAAUGCCCUGGAGCCAGUGGCUUCUGGGACAACUAAUGGAGAGACACCUCACCUCCCAGGCUUGGAGUGGCCCAGCCCUCGAUGGGUGGGAGGGCUGAGCAUCCAUGGCAGGACUGAGGUGGGGCUGGGGCGAUAUAAAUAAUAUUUAUCUUUUCAAC